GGCCAGAAAGGGGAGGGACUCACCGGGAGUCUGAUUCUUUAAACAAACUUUCCAGUAGGACUGCCUGCUUCCCUUUCGCACCGCUGUGUCGGACUCAGACAAAAGGAGUUUGAGGGACUUUCAAAUAUUUCUACCUGAAGCCACGCCCAGGUCCAGUCGCCAACAUGUCGAGCAAGCGUGCCAAGGGAAAGACCACCAAGAAGCGCCCUCAGAGGGCCACCUCCAAUGUCUUCGCCAUGUUCGACCAGUCUCAGAUCCAGGAGUUCAAAGAGGCAUUCAACAUGAUCGACCAGAACAGAGACGGUUUCAUCGACAAGGAGGAUCUGCAUGACAUGCUCGCCUCUCUGGGUAAGAAUCCCUCUGAUGAAUACCUGGAGGGGAUGAUGGCCGAGGCACCGGGGCCCAUCAACUUCACCAUGUUCCUCACCAUGUUUGGAGAGAGGCUCAACGGCACAGACCCAGAGGAUGUCAUCCGCAAUGCCUUUGCCUGUUUUGAUGAGGAGGGAUCUGGCGUGAUCCAUGAGGACCACCUGAGAGAGCUACUGACCACCAUGGGCGACCGCUUCACAGACGAAGAGGUGGACGAGCUGUUCCGCGAGGCACCCAUUGACAAGAAGGGCAACUUCAACUACGCAGAAUUCACCCGCAUCCUCAAACACGGUGCCAAAGAUAAGGAUGAUGAGUAGAGGGAAAAACAGACUGCCUCGCAAUGUACCCCCAAACCAUAUACUGCACCACAAAUCAGUCCAUGGUUCCUACCUUUAUGGGCCUUGCAGGUUUGAGAGAAGUCGAAUGGGUAUAGUAUACAACAAAGUCUUUUAUAAAAGUGGCCACUGUGUCAUGUUCAUUUUGAUCUUCAUGCUUAUGAAAGGUAGGAGCUUGGGAUUCAUUUGGGGGCCACAGAAAUAUUUUGCAACAUUAUUUUUCAACUUGUAUUAUCAGUGAAGGUUAUCAUGAAGAGGGGUGCAAUUGCAUCCCAAGUCUACUGCAGCCUCAGUCACACUGACCGCAGUUAUUCUGACCUUUUUUUUUUUAAAAUCAUUGCAGCUAAUCUGUUUGGACUUUUGAGAUGUGUCAAACAUCAUACAUGUGUGUAUUGGCGGGGAGUGGCGUUUUAGACUGCCGCAUUCAGUGCUUCAUACAAUACAAGCAAUGUUUACCUCUUCCUGCCAAUUAGCUACCACACCUGCACAACCCUGCGAUAAGUCUCCUGACGUGUAAUAUUUGUAUCCCUGUAUGUUGGAAAUGGAUGAAAACAAAUUGUACUGAGUGUGUUUAUUAAAAGUGAUGAGCCCUUCCACAUGAUGAAGUGGUCUACCAGAGCUUUUAGUCUAAACUUAUAUCGGCUGGUUGAGUGUUUUUGUUGAAGGAUCAGUUAUGUCUGUGUGAUCGGGGGAAUUCAGUCUUGAAAUUGCUCAGGCAAAUAAAGUAAAUAUAUUCAUGCCUUUGAACAUAAAAAA
Molecule: messenger RNA, 1460 nt
Organism: Scatophagus argus
Lineage: Eukaryota; Metazoa; Chordata; Actinopteri; Scatophagidae
Gene: myl9b
Product: myosin, light chain 9b, regulatory
Exons: 4
Coding region: 165-686 (173 amino acids)
Biological process (GO): platelet aggregation; myofibril assembly
Cellular component (GO): cytoplasm; stress fiber; myofibril
Molecular function (GO): calcium ion binding
Source: RefSeq, a predicted model, not a curated record